AUGGAGCAGUCCCCUGCAAUGCGUUCUGACUACCUGGUCUCAGGGAUUCGAACUCCACCAGUGAGGAGGAACAGCAAACUGGCAACAUUGGGCAGGAUCUUCAAACCAUGGAAAUGGCGGAAAAAGAAAAACGAGAAGCUAAAGCAGACAUCUGCAGUGCUGGAGAAGAAGAUGACAGCACGACAAGGUCGGGAUGAACUCAUUAAGAAAGGCCUUCUGGAGAUGAUGGAACAAGAUACUGAAGGCAAAGUCUGCACUGGUGACGAUGCCACGAAAGCAAUGAAGAGUGACCCUCCAGCUCCUGCGUGCCAGGCACUUGCCUCAGAAGAGGUGCAGCAAGAGAGUGCGACAGCAGCCAUGACAACUGUGAUCUCGCUUGGUGAGGAGCUGCAUUUGGAUGAGCUGAAAGAAGAUGCAGCCAAGAAACCUUCAGCACCCACGGAAGAAUUAGAAGAUGCCAGCUUGCCAGCAUCUGAAGACAGUCCACAAGCCUUACUUGCAUCUGAAUCCACAGAUUCCCCCCAGAAACAGACAGAAAGAAACCCAGCACAGCUUCCCAGCCCUCCACUGCUCCCAGCUCCACCACCUAAGGCAAUCUCCAAAAUCACAAAGAGCGUAACAG
Messenger RNA from Mesitornis unicolor (brown roatelo), 622 nucleotides. RefSeq names its product phosphatase and actin regulator 3-like. Gene Ontology annotation, molecular function: actin binding. The annotation marks the transcript as partial. The record is from RefSeq and is a predicted model, not a curated record. Gene Ontology annotation, biological process: actin cytoskeleton organization. The transcript is spliced from 4 exons. NCBI's taxonomy places the organism in Eukaryota, Metazoa, Chordata, Aves, Mesitornithiformes, Mesitornithidae.